Hyaloscypha bicolor E is the source of this 1140-nucleotide messenger RNA. Its product is annotated as acid phosphatase-like protein. NCBI's taxonomy places the organism in Eukaryota, Fungi, Ascomycota, Leotiomycetes, Helotiales, Hyaloscyphaceae. The record is from RefSeq and is a predicted model, not a curated record. The annotation marks the transcript as partial. Gene Ontology annotation, molecular function: hydrolase activity, acting on ester bonds. Gene Ontology annotation, biological process: phospholipid catabolic process. The transcript is spliced from 3 exons.
AUGAGGUUAUUUCUGUUCCUUGCCGCCGCAGCAGCUGCGACGGCGGAGUAUGUUCCAGGGCGAGCAUUCGAUCGGUUUAUUACGAUAUGGCUAGAGAACCAGGAUUUCAAUGCGGUAGAUAAGAAUUCAGAUAUUGCAGGGCUGGCGAAAGAGGGCGUUCUUUUGACGGAAUAUUAUGGACUGACGCAUCCCUCACAACCGAAUUACAUUGCGUCUGUUGGCGGAGACUACUUCGGAUUGAAUCAUGAUGCCUUUGUGAGGAUACCGCAAAAUGUGUCGACGUUAGUGGAUCUGUUUGACUCGAAGAAUAUUGAUUGGAGGGGGUACUUUGAGGGGCUACCAGGACCUGGGUAUAUGGGAGAAGGGAGUACGGCGUUUGAUGGCUCGGGAUGGGAUUAUGUUAGGAAACACAAUCCAUUCGUAUCAUUCGACAGCGUAAACCUCAAUGGCACUCGAUUAUUAAAGCUCGUAAGCUUCAGCGAAUUCGCCGCAGACGUCAAAGCGAACACGCUUCCCCAAUACGCACACCUCUCUCCAGAUAUGCUAAACGAUGGACACAACACAAGUCUCAAGUAUGCCGCGAAUUGGACACAAUCCUUCCUCGCUCCUCUCCUCGAAAACGAACAAUUCAUGAACAGAACACUCAUCCUCCUCACCUACGACGAAAGCGCCACAUACCCAAUACCAAACCACAUUGUAUCUCUCCUCCUCGGCGGCGCCAUCCCCAAAAAGAAGAAGGGAACGACGGACGACACAUUAUACACACAUUACUCUAUCCUCUCAACACUAGAGAAUAACUGGGAGUUACCAAACUUGGGAAGAUAUGAUGUAGGAGCCAACGUCUUCCAGGUCGUAGCCGAUCAGACGGGAUACACAAACCAUGCACCUGAAAAUGCUGCUUCGGUAAACAAUUCUUUAUCUUAUGGAGGAUUCGUGAACAGCGACCCAGAGAAAUAUUUACCAAUACCAGCACCAAAUCUCAAGUUGGUAGGGGCAGGAGGGCAGGGAGUUGAUGACAGUGUUCACACACACUGGAAUACAGCUGAGAAUCAACUGACACCCUACGAUGGAAGUGGAAUCUUGUACGAUGGAGGGAACGGAGUGUCAGAUCCCAAUGCACCCAUUUACAAAGCUCAAGCG